This is a messenger RNA of Symbiodinium pilosum, 3915 nucleotides long. Lineage: Eukaryota; Dinophyceae; Suessiales; Symbiodiniaceae. The record is from the annotation of a GenBank genome assembly.
AUGAACAUAGCACAUAUUCUUUGCGCCGCACGGGCAGACGUAAAUCGCCCGUCGAAUGCCGGACUUGUUCCUUUGCAUGCUGCGGCCAAAAGUGGAAACACGGACAUGCUCCACCUUCUCUUCAGAUCUCGUGCAGAACCAGACCCAGCGACAAGAAGGCUUGUAGAGCCCCAGAUUGAAGCAGGGAGCACACCCCUUUGCCUGGCUGCAAGGAAUGGGCACGUUCAAAGUGUUCAGCUGUUGUGCAAGGCAAGAGCUGAUGCAAAUCAUGCGCUGCCCAGCGGGAGUACGCCCUUGUAUAUGGCUGCGAAAGGCGGCCAAUCAGAGGUUCUGAAGCUAUUUCUCAAAGAAGGAGCACAUCUCAAUGCCAGGCUUUCCAUUGAUCCAGGUUUUACACCGUUGUUGGCCGCAUCAUCACUUGGCCAGACGGUAUGCGUCCAGAUACUCUGUGAUGCAAAGGCCGACUUAGACAUCUCAUCAUCUGGAGAUCUGUCCGAUGCAACAGCUGUAUACCUUGCUUCAGCCAAAGGGUUUGUCGAUGUGGUCAGGAUACUUUGCAAGGCAGGAGCUGACCUGAACAAGACACCCGUGAACGGUGCCACAGCACUGUACAUGGCUGCUCUGAACGGACAUGCUGAUGUUGUCCGAAAUCUGUGCUCGGCCAAGGCAGACUUGGACAAAGCAUGUACCAGCAGUGGCAGCAGAACGCCCCUCUUUGUAGCCGCAAAACAUGGACACCUCGAGAUUGUCAAGAUGCUGUGCCUGGCUCGCUGUAACGUGCAGAAACCAUCCUCAAAUGGAAAUACACCGCUGCAUGCAGCAGCUGCAGCCGGACACGUUGAGCUUAUGGACCGGCUUCUCAAGAGCCGGGCGGAUCUGACCCGCGAAACAAACAUUGGUGCCACGGCACUGCACCUUGCAUCCUUGAGCAACAAGCCCGAGGCUGUGCGCUUUUUGUGCCAGGCCCGUGCAGACAAGCAUGCCAGUGCUGUGAGGCCUGGGAGCACACCACUGAUGAUGGCAGUGCUUUGUGGGCACUUUGAGGUCGUUGACGUGCUUUGCGAGGACGAUCCAAAGCGACAGGCAAAGAUGCUAAAGCAGACAUCGCUCCUGCUGCACAUCGCUGCGCGUAAUGGUCACGAGGGGAUCGUUUGGCGCCUCUGCAAGUGUGGCGCAAAUGUCAACGAAAUGGUAACGCAGGAGGCCCUUGACCAACUGCACGAAUCUGCGCAGCCCGCGCUUGAAGAUGGGGUCGAGGCAGACAUGAAGAGGGAGGAGCUGGAGGAGCCAGAGUAUUCACGGGUCAUGAGUGCCGAAGAAGCAAGAAUGAGAGAGAUACUAGCAGAGGCGACAGCGAGCAUGGUGCCCGACCCUGAUGAAGAUGUUCCAGUUGAGGUUGAACUGGAACGAGAGCGCCCAGAAUGCUCCCUUCAUGUUGGCGCCACGCCUUUGUUCAUGGCUGCGCUGUUUGGGCGCUUUGAAGCUGUCAAGGUCCUCUAUGAAGCCGGCGCUCAGAUUGACAAAACCGGUGCAAAAGACGGGGCCACACCCUUCAUUGUAGCAGCGCAACAGGGACAUCUAGAAGUGGUCACGUAUUUGCUAGAACUUCGAGCUGAUGUCAACCGACGCUUGACGGACAUGGGUGCGACUGCAAUCUAUCUUGCUGCGGAAAGUGGGCAAAGAGAAAUUGUGAAUUUUCUUUGCAAACACCGCGCUGAUCUGAAUCAGCCCACAAGUGACCUUGAACAGCCUCCACUGUUGGCAGCAGCUUUGCACAAUCACUUUGACAUUGUCUACAUGCUGUGUGCAUCCAGGGCAGACCUGGACCAAGUCAGGGGGGAUGCUUCGCGCGACACCACACUCACACUCGCAGCUGAGUACGGCUUCCAUCAGACUUGUCGCAUUCUGCUCGAGGCGAAAGCCAACGCGAACAAAGCUGCUGGCUCGGGCUCAGCUCCGCUUCUUUUGGCAGCAGAACAUGGCCAUGAAAAUCUUGUCCAGCUGCUAUGCGCGGCAAGGGCUGAUCCAAAUCAAGGCUUGACAACCUCUGAAGGCAUAGCACCUCUGCCAGUUGCAGCCAGAAGAGGGUUUCUUUUGAUUGUCGAGCAUUUGCUGCGAGCUCGCGCGGACCCCAACCUGAAGUGCUUCCCUGCCCGUUUGUCUGCACUCAUGCUGGCCACUGAGACUGCAAACGCGUGCUUGGGACAUACGCUUUCAACAAUGCCUGACAUGCAUUUUGAGUCCGAUGUUGGAUCGCCUGUGUUGUUCGUUGCUAUACUGAACCAUCGCCUGGAGGUGGUGAGGAUGUUGUGCCGAUAUAGGGCAGACCCGAACAGGUGUGCUGAUGAUUAUGCAACACCGCUGCUCUGUGCAGCAAAGACGGGCGUAAUCCAAUCAGUGCGGAUUCUUUGUGAUGCCCGUGCAGACAUCAACUUCGCACGUGCGCCGCAAAUCGCACCGCUCCACUGGGCAGCAUGCCAGGGGCAGGCUGAGAUUGUGGAAUACUUAUGUCAUCAGACGGCUGACGUAAACAAGGAGGCUCAUGAUGGAACUUUUCCAUUGUACUCGGCUGUGGCCACAGAUGAACUUGAAAGCUGCAACACUACCGUCAGACUUCUCCGAGCUCGGGCUGAUUACAACAAGUGCACGAAAGAGGGAGCUACGGCUUUGAUUGCUGCAGUUGAACAUCACCAAGUCAAGGCAGCCCGCUACCUCUUGGAUGUUGGUGCCAAUGUUGAGGCCUCGACUGCGAAGGGCACAACUGCACUUCUCAUGGCGAUGGAGGUGGCUGCUGGCUUGGACAUGUUGGAGCUCCUGCUCGAGAAGAGGUCUUCGGUCCAACGAGAGAACUUUGAUUUUGGAGCAGCAGCGCUGCACAUCGCAGCUUCUGGAGGACACGUAACUUUAGUGCAGCGGCUGCUGCAGCAAAGAGGACAGGUCGAUCACGUUUCAGCCAAGGGUCACACACCACUCCACUUUGCUUGCUGGUGGAAUCAUCCUGAGGUCGUGAGCUUGCUCCUGAGCGCCAGAGCUGACAAACAUGCGUGUGUUUGCAACAAGCCAGGGGUUGAUGCCUUCCUUAUGGCUGUCCUUCAAGAUAAUCCAGCAGUGAUGCAAAUCCUGUGCGAAGAUCUCGAACAGCUACAAAGCCGCAAGCUUGGCAGCAUGCUCCUGCACGUGGCAGCCAGAAACGGACAGUCGAAGGUUGCUGAGCAUCUCUAUGACCUACGCUGUGAUGUGAACAAAGUCAUUCACCACCAAGAUAUCGUGGACCUUGGCUCAGCAGCACGGGCUGCUCAGUGCCUACACCCGUGCAACUCAGCGACGAGCUCUCGUGAAGCUUUUGAAGAAGAUGGGGACUCUGACGGCCAGGAAGACGAUGACAUUGAUGAAGAUGUGAUACAAGGAGGUGACGAGGUUGAUGCCGGCUAUGCGGCCAGUAAUGUCGCAGAGGUUGAUUUGGAGGCCGGUACCACCCCGCUGUACCUAGCAGCUUUCCAUGGCCAUGACGACAUGGUAUACAGUCUGCUUCGCCAAAGGGCUGAUCCCGACUUGGCUGCUGAGAGUGGAUGUACUCCUCUCAUGGCCGCAGCUAAGGAGGGCUUCUUGGACGUGGUACGGUCGCUCUGUGAAAGCGACAGGCAUCCCAAUUUGAACUAUGCGGACUGUCAUGGGAGGACGGCAAUUUUCAUGGCGGCAGAAGAGGCGCGCACCGACAUCGUCGCCGAGCUCUGCAGAGCAAGAGCUAAUGUGAACAGCGGCCCUAGAGACCAGGAGUGGCAAUUCACUCCUCUCGACAUGGCGUUGAGUGGGAACUGCCCAGAGAUGUUGGAUAUUCUUUGCGAUGCUGGUUGUGACCUCGAGAGGAUAGAGGAAAGCAUUCGCCGUCUUCAGAAGCUUUCAUUAGUUCGGUAA